UAUCAUUUGAACCAGCCAGAGUGUAGCCGCAGCAUGUGUUGCUGUGCAGCAACAGCGAGAGAUCAGUGCAGCUGUGCGCAAAGCACGGGGUGAAGCUCUGGGUGAAGAACAAUUCAGGCCAUGGCGUCGCGCAUGGCGUCGAUGAACAAAGGCGCCGGAGAUGUCACGAACCGAGGCCACGCACAGGGCAGUGGCAAAGGAUGGCGUCCUUGGAAGCCGGAGAGCACGGUGGCGGUCACCGGGGUGACCGAACGGACCAAGAAGACCGCGCUGCAAGAGGCCUUUGGCGACUUUGGCCGCAUCAUCCGCAUCGAGGUUCCGGAGGGCAAGACCGUGGCCUUCGUGGAGUACGAGGAGAAGCGCGACGCCAACGAUGCCAUCCUCGAGAUGAACCACCGGACCUUCGAAGGCCGGAAGAUUGGCGUUCGCAUGGUGGAGGAUUUGCCCACGAAGGAUCGGAAGAAGGAGGAAGCUCCGACGCCAAGGGCAGGUGGACGGGAGGUCGGUCGGAGCUCCAGGCGCACCAGCCGUAGCCGCAGCCGAAAGGAGCGACGACGAUGAGCAACUGGUUUGAGCGUCUAGCAUGCUGGAGGAGCUGAAGGCCGCCGGCGACGGAGAAACCUGCGGCUAGCCGCCGCGGAUCUGUCAGUUUCAGUGGGUGAGG
Molecule: messenger RNA, 664 nt
Organism: Durusdinium trenchii
Lineage: Eukaryota; Dinophyceae; Suessiales; Symbiodiniaceae
Source: the annotation of a GenBank genome assembly